AUGGGUAACGUUAUUUCUAUGAUUGAACGUCCCCCGGUUUCACGGCUGGGGGGUAAUCAACCCCCACCCAGGAAUUCUACUAAAAAAGAAUUCAGAAAUCAGCCAAACAUCCAGCCUUCUACGGACAGGUAAGUGGGCAGCGGCUGCAGGUAUCCUAUUGGAUGGGGUUAUUAGAAGAUGGGGGUCAGAGUUCGAUAGAGAUUAGAUUAAAGGAUAGUUUGUUAAUGGGCAUCAUUUCUAUAAAAUGACACAGCUUUCCUGUAGAUUGAAUAGUGUCAUCUUGAAAUGAAUGGGAGUAACAUAAGGGUUAAAAUCCUUAAAAUGUGAAUUUGAGUUUCAUCUCUUAGUUAUUCUUCUUAACAGAUGAGAUAAAAAAUGAACAAAACAAUAAACGUGUGUAGCUUAGUCCAUUUGUAGUGAUUGCAUUAAAAUAAGCAGGCAAGAAAUAUAGGGGUGUAAAAAACAAGUAAAAUAUCUAGGAAUUAAUAAAGGUGUUUUGAGUCCCUGAUCAGACAGCACCAUCCUGGGAUGAAAUGCAGGAUGACAUGCGUCUUGAAAACUUUCACAGGUUUUAUAUAUUAAAUUGAAUUAUUUAACCAUUACAAUACAACCCAAAUAGCAAUGCAUAAUAUAUAAUGGCUUCUUGUAUCAUCUCCUAAACACACUCGGUUAUUCCAGACAUAAAACGUCAAAUGUGCGAAAUAUGAAACUUCACUAAUCACUUUUUCUUUUCUCAAUAGGCUAGCUCUUAAAGCAGAGCCCCAGACAUUCCCCCAGAUAUCACCUAAUCUGGAUAUUUCUCUAGAAACUGAGAAGGGGAAGAGACGGGAGCAGCGGGAACAGAAUGGCGGGUUUGUGGAAGAAGUUCUAAAAUGUUGCCAAGAAGGCACAUUUAGACGUCGCCUUCCCCCUUCUGUUACAUCUAAAUUUGCUGUGCUUGAUAAAAGGUAAAUACUCUGUGAUCACAUUAAUCAAAGGGGGGUCUUGUACUUUAUUUCUAUUGCUUUUGUUUUAACAAAUUGAGAUAUUAACCUCUGCGAUGGGUGCUGUAAAGAUCAGCCUGAACUUUUUGUUUUUUUUCUUUAAAAGCUUUAGACAUUAUGAUACCUAUGUCAGAUAUAAAAAAGAGGAGAAGAUUCCCGAUGUACCAUACUAUAUUCGGGUGACUCCAAAGAAAUCCAACGUAGAAAUACGAUAUGCUCGACCACCUAGGUAAGUGUACCAUGAGACACAGAAUAACCAACCGCAAUCCUAUAAGGUUAUCCAAAUAAAACUGCAUUGUCCUCAGUAAACAAAUACACUGGUUCUUUCACUGGCUGGCUGUGUACGCAGGAAACCAAGGCGAGAAGAACCACAGAUAGAGAAAUAUGUCAAUGGUCUUUCUGAGCCAACAUCACAAAUCACAAAAUAGACUAUUUACUGAUAUUACUGUAUCCAGAAUGUAAUGUACGACACAUAGAGGAUGUUAUGGUGUCACUAUAAGCUGUGCAAUAAUGACUGAUGGAUAAUGAGAGAUGGGGUAACUGACGGACCGGAAGAAUGGAAAGGGAGGAAAGGACAUCAUUGCUACAACUGUAUUUGAAUUUUUCCUCUUUUCAUUGCAGGGACCCAUUCCUUUUCUCUAAGGUAAAGCCUACAUUACUUCUAACUCAAUACAAAACAACUAAAAAGGCUCGAAAUGUCCCAGAAAAGGAAGUCAGCAAAAAAAGACUGGAAAAUGCAGAAACAUUCUGUGCAGAGUGUUAUAAACAGAAUAAUAUUCUACUGUCAGAACCUGUCACAAGUGUAGAUGAUAUUGUUUGUCAGCCUUCUACAGGCAGGUAAGUGGCCAGUGACUGCAGGUAUCAUAUUAGAUGGGGUUAUUGGAAGAUGGGGGUCAGAGUUGGAUAGAGAUUAGAAUAAAGGAUGGUUGGUUAAUAGGCAUUAUUUCUAUAAAAUAAUAUAGUUUUCCUGUAGAUUUAAUAGUGUAAUUGAAAUGAAUGGUUGUAAUAUACGGGUUAAAAUCCUUAAGAUGUAAAUUUGAGUUUAAUCUAUUAGUUAUUUUUCUUAACAGAUGAGAUGAACAAAACAAUGAAUGUGUGUAGCCCAGCCCAUAUGCAGUAAUGGAAUUUAAAAUAAAAUACGCAGGCAUGAUAUACAGCGGUAAAAAGAAGAUAAAAUAUAUAGGAAUUAGUAACGGUGUUUGAGACCCUGAUUGGGCAGCUCCAUCCUGGGAUUAAGCACAGGAUUAAUUUAGUCCAGACAUGUCACAAGUAUUACACAUCAAAUUGAAUUAUUUAACCAUUAAACUACGACCCAAAUAGCAAUAUAUAAUGCUAAUUAUUUUAUCAUCUCCUAAACAUACUCGGUUAUUCCAGAAAUAUAACAUCAAACGUGUGAAAUAUGAAACUUCACUAAUCACUUUUUCUUUCCUACUUGGGGAACCUCUUAAAGCAGAGCCCCAGCUCCAGGUUUCUUUCUAUUGUUGAUGUUUUGUUUUAACAAAUGGAGAUUUUAACCUCUAAGCUGGGUGCUGCAAGAAUUAGUCUGAACUUUUUGUUUUUUGUGUUUUUCUUUAAAAGCUUUAGACAUAAUAAUAACUAUGUCAGAUCUGGAAAAGAGGAGAAGAUUCCCGAUGUACCAUACUAUACUCGGGUGACUCCAAAAAAACCAAUGACUUAUGUUCGACCACCUAGGUAAGUGUACCAUGAGACACAGAAUAACUGACAAUAAUCCUAUAAGGUUAUCCAAAUGAAACUGCAGGGUCCUCAGUUAGCCAAUACCCAGGUUCUAUCACUGACUGUCUGUGUACACAGGAAACCAAUGAGAGAAGAUCCACAGACAGAGAAAGAUGUCAAUGGUCUUUCUGAGCCAACAUCACAAAUCACAAAUUGCAUUAGUUAACCAUUAGAAUACAACCCAAAUAGCAAUUCAUAAUAUAUAAUGGCUUCUUGUAUCAUCUCCUAAGCAUACUCGGUUAUUCCAGAAAUAUAACGUCAAAUGUGCGAAAUAUGAAACUUCACUAAUCACUUUUUCUUUUCUCAGUAGGCUAGCUCUUAAAGCAGAGCCCCAGACAUUCCCCCAGAUAUCACCUAAUCUGGAUAUUUCUCUAGAAACUGAGAAGGGGAAGAGAUGGGAGCCACGGGAACAGAAUGGCGGGUUUGUGGAAGAAGUUCUAAAACGUUGCCAAGAAGGCACAAAGAGUCUUUGCCCUCCCCCUUCUGUUCCAUCUAAGUUUGCUGUGCUUGAUAAAAGGUAAAUACUAUGAGAUUACAUUAAUCAAAGGGGGGGGGAUAUUGUAGGUUUUUUUCUAUUGUUGAUUUUUUGUAUUAACAAAUUGAGAUUUUAAACUCUAAUAAUAUGCUCUAAUAAUCAACUUUUUGUUUUUUGUGUGUUUCUUCAAAAACUUAGACAUAAUAAUAACUAUGUCAGAUAUGGAAAAGAGGAGAAGAUUCCCGAUGUACCAUACUAUAUUCGGGUGACUCCAACAAUAACCAACAAACCAAUGACUUAUGUUCGACCACCUAGGUAAGUGUACCAUGAGACACAGAAUAACUGACCAUAAUCCCAUAAGGUUAUCCAAAUGAAACUGCAGGGUCCUCAGUUAGCCAAUACCCUGGUUCUCUCACUGGCUGUCUGUGUACACAGGAAACCAAUGAGAGAAGAACCACAGACAGAGAAAGAUGUUAAUGGUCUUUCUGAGCCAACAUCACGAAUCUCUGGGGAGUACUAGAGCAACGUGACUUACUAAGCAUUACCUAAUUUCAAUAAGAUAUGAAUUUUAAUAUAAACAUAAGCUUUUAUAAUACAAAAUUAACUAUAUACUGAAAUAACAGAAAGUAUAAUGUAAUGUCUGAACCAUAAAUGGUGUGAUAGUAUCACUGUAAGCUGUGCAAUACUGACUGAUAAAGAGUGAAAGAGUUGCUGACAGGAUGAAAGUGAGAGGAAUAUGAUACGUGACAAAAUGGGCUGAUGGAUGGAAAGGGAGGAAAGGAUAUAAUUUUUACAAUUUUUUUUUUACUUUUCCUAUUUUCAUUGCAGGGACCCAUUCCUUUUUUCUAAGGUAAAGCCUACAUUACUUCCAAAAAAACACAUAGCAACUAUAAAUGCUGCAAGUGUCCCAGAAAAGGAAGUAGACACAAAUGGACUGGAAAAUGAAAAGAAAUAUUCUGCAGAAUAUUGUGAUCAGAUUCCUAUUCUACAUCCUGAACCCAUCACAAGUCUAGAGGAUAUUCCUUGUCCUCUGCUGAAGUCUAUGUCUCUAGAGCCUACAGAGGUUAUCACACGUCUAGAAGACAACAAUUCUCUAGAAUGCACUGUCUGUACUAUCGAACCUCAUACAAACAGAUUGACAGAGGAGAUUCCAGUACACCUUGGGCACCCACAGUCCUCUUCGAGUUGUUCACCUGAGCUUACAAAUCUAGAUUCUAAGAACCCAAUCACAGUUCAUUGUCAUUCCGUGCAGUUUAUGUCUCCAGAGCCUACAGAGGUUAUCACAUGUUUAGAAGACAACAAUUCACUAGAAUGCACUGUUUGCACUAUCGAACCUCAUACAAACAUAUUGACAGAGGAGAUUCCAGUACACCUUAGGCACCCACAGUCCUCUUCAACUUGUUCACCUGAGCUUACACAUCUAGAUUCUCACGACUCAAUCACAGUUCAGGAACCUGGUAGUCUACUAGAGAGCCCAGUUUGUCCUGCCAAACCACACACUGGUGAAAUGUUAGUGGAGCUGCCAGUAAACAAUGUGACUUAUCACUCUGAGACUAAUUUGGAUUCCCCCACUAUUCAGCCAGAGGGGUUGCUUCAAAUCAAUCAAGAGAGCAUCGCUGAGCAGAACCAAACUGAGAUUAAGAAUAAUCAACCUGAAGCACGUGUGAGCCUGAGCAGUGAUCCCGGAGAGCAGCCAUUGCCAAAGAAAGAAGACAAAGAAAAAGGACCACCUGGUGAGGCCGGUAUAGUACCAAUGCAAAUCACAGAAAGCCAAGACCUUGCGGUACCUGCACUCCAAGAGAAAACAAAUAUUAAAACAAAGGUAGAAAGAAUACGCUAUGAUAGGGAUUCUUUACUACAAUUCCAAUCAACCACACUGCAGCCAAAGGACUUCUUCGAAAUCUUAAAUAUCUACCAAGGUAUGCUUAUUAGACCUCACCUUCGGCCAGUGCAUCCAUCACAACUUACCAGCAAGAAUUGCACACCUAUAUCUGAAAAUGUUUCCUGUCGUGCUAAGGGUAAUCACAGACGACCUGGAAUGGGUCAAAUGAGAUCUCAUCACACUCCUGGUAAAGAACCUCGCAGGAUCCUUCAACUACAUGAGAACAUUACACUGCAAAAAUCUGACAAAGCUUGGAAACCUCCAAUGAAAAGGGCAAACAAAGAUAUCAAACAUGUCAAGACACAAGAAUUGCUUUGCAAAGUCCGUGGUAUUCUGAAUAAGAUCACUCCACAGACGUUUCAAAACCUUAUCAAACAGCUGAAGGACCUCUCUGUAGAGACAGAGUAUGAGCUGAAAGGCGUUGUAGAACUCAUUUUUGAAAAAGCGAUAGCAGAGCCACAUUUCGCUGUUAUUUAUGCUAGUAUGUGCAACUGGCUAAUGAGGCUUCAGGUCCCAACCGAAGACAAUCGUGAAAUCUGCAUUACGUUCCGCAGGCAGCUAAUAAGCCUCUGCCAGAAGGAGUUUGAGAGAGGGGAAAAUGGAGGUGAAAGAAUUGAAAAAUUGCAAAAGGAACUGGAUGCAGCUACGUUACCUGAGGAAAAGUCUCGAUUAAAGGAGGAAUUAAUUGAAGCCUGCAAGAAAUCACGCAAGCGAUCCCAAGGGAACAUCAAAUUUAUUGGGGAGCUAUGUAAAUUAAAAUUACUUUCUGAAGACACCAUGAAAGACAUUCUUAGUAAACUAUUGAACAGGAACAGCGAAGAGUCCAUGGAAUGCAUCUGUCUUCUGCUAACAUCAAUUGGGAAGUACCUGGAAAAUGGAGAGUCUUACAUGGAUGACUAUUUCAACAAGGUUGGUAUCUGUAUUAAAAACAAGACAAUAUCUUCACGGAUUCGAUUUAUGGUGCAAGAUGUGCUGGAUUUAAGGAAAAAUCACUGGAUCCCUCGACAUAAACCCCAGGGUCCGAAAACCAUAGAUCAAAUUCACAAAGAGGCAGAACUGGAAUCCAGAGGAAAAGCGCAGUGACCCAAACAAACAAAAAACAAACACUACUCCUUCCAUGGACACCUGGGUAUACACAACAGAUGUACAGAGACAAGCCUGCAGAUUCAUUCACAUAAAUAUAUUCAAAAUCAUUCAGGCAGCGACACCAACUUUUAUGCCCAAAGAAACACCUACUCAUAUACAGACAGAGACGAAUGCAUAUUCACGACAAUGACAAAUUCAGAAAUAAUGCAAAGACAAACACAUUCCCAU
Molecule: messenger RNA, 6388 nt
Organism: Pelobates cultripes (western spadefoot toad)
Lineage: Eukaryota; Metazoa; Chordata; Amphibia; Anura; Pelobatidae
Source: the annotation of a GenBank genome assembly